ACUACAGACCUAAGACCUAUGCUGCGUGGCUUCAGUGGUCUCUUCUGAUUGACUUUUUUUUUGCCAGUCAUCUGAGCUACAUUUUAUCCUGAGAUACAAUCACGGAAUAGUAUUUUUUUCUUUGCAAGCUGUAUUUUGAUAACUUUUUUUAUUAGAAAUCAUUUGUUUCUAAAAGGGCCAUGUAACAGCUGUCCAGAGGCAAAACAGCAGAAGUAAAAAUAUAGCAAAAACAAAUGAAGAGUUGAGAGUGCUGAUUUGGAGCCUCACUUGGAAAGGUGUUUUACUUUUUGCAGGACAGAAGGCACAUAAAGAGACAACACACUUAGGUCUUUGCCAUGAUCUACAUAUACAUGUAUAGAGAGAGUAGAUCAUCAGCCAAUCACCUAAAAAUAUAUUGCAAAUAGAAAUCUUGAACUGUCUCUCUAUGUGCUUGUGCUGCAUCCAUUAUUUUGGUACUUCAACUGCUUUGAAACAGAAGUGAGAUACAACUUCCCUAAUAGAAGAAAAAAAAAAGGCUAUGAACAUUUGAACAGGUGUCUGACAUUGUUUGGAGCCUGUUAACGAUGCUUUUUAAUUGGGACUGCUCCUCAGAACCAGCCACUUGGAACUAAUUGUUACUAAAGCGGGAAGGACUCACAGAGGUAUCCGCAAGCUGAUUUAGCAUCUUCUUGUUCCUUGGGUUGCUGGGCCAGCUCAAGGGAGCAAUCUGGGGUAGCUGUAAAAGCUCCUUUAGGUUGUACUAGCUGCAACUACCAACCAGAGACCAUUCCAGUGCAUGGUAGUGAUCUGGACAUAGCUCUUUAUUCCCAGCCUCACCCCUGUCAAGGGCAGUCAGUUUUAAGCUGGUUUGAAGGCUGCUUUGCACAAGCAAAGCAUAUAAAGCAGCGUUGGGGGCAGACUUUGGACCAAUGCUCAUUAUUUGCAUAGUGAAACGUGGGUAUUUUAUGAAUAAAUAAUAACAACAGAAAAAUCAGGACCUUAUCUUACCAAUUAAAAACCAACGUUCAUAGGCUUGAAAGGGUAUCAUAGAAAAGUAGGGCUGGACGGGACCUCUCAAGAUUAUCUAGUUCAACCACCUGGAUGACACCUUAGCUAAAUGAAAGAUGGAGUUGUCAGGGUCCUUAUUACAUGGGCUCAAGGUACUGGGCAUAUGCCACUCAGUUUUUCGGAGAGGGAGGAAGGCUAGAUGCAGAUGCAAGCUUGUCUUCUCUUGAAACCAUUCACGGAGCUAUAUAGCAGCCUGGGAGGUGCCUGCGCUCAACUGUAAAAGUAACUGCAGAACUGAUGUGCAGCUACAAUGGGACGGUCAAGGGGAGACACUGAGCAGAGUCCAUAGGACAGUGUCCACUGGUCUUCAAACAAGUCCAAGGAGCCAGUGGGCACUGCCCAGUGAAACUCUGCCUGGAGACAUGGAUGGACCAGGGACUGGAAAACAGCCCUGCAAUCCCUGGGGCUCCUUCUCGUCAGAGCCUCCUUCCUGGUCAGGUGUUCGGCGCUGUCAAAGAGAGGCCUUUUGCUGCGCCGUGCUGGACCGUGGGCUGAAGCCCGCCUAGUAGAGCUAGAAGCCCUCUUGAUGAGACGGGGCUGCUAAGGGCACACCGGUGAUCGCUUGGGACAACUCAAAGACAAAAUAGGGACAGGAGUGAAGGUCGUAGGUUCGAAACAAGUGCACAGAGAAGAGCAUGCCGGACAACGCCCGCUGGCCCUCGAACGAGGCCAAGGAGCCAGUGGACACUGCCCGGUGAAACCUGAAUGGACGAGGGACAGUCCCGGGGGCCUCCCCCCUGGUCAGCGCUCGGGGAUCUGCCAGUGAACCGCGCCAGGGCCCCCGCGGCCUGGGAAGGGUGGGCUGCCGGACCGAAGUGACCGUGGACCGACAAACCGCAGCCUGGAAGCGACCGGCAGCCACCCCUUUGUUAUAGCGAGUGUCGAAACGGCGUGGCUGCCCGCGCUGCGUCGGCAGCCAACAACCCCUUGUCAUGCCCGCUAUCAAAAAGGGGUGGCGUCCCGCUCGCUGCGGCUCUGCAGCGCGCCGGGCCGUGGGCACUCGCCGGUCCCCAGCCCAACAAGGCCGGGCAGCGCGCGGCCUGCCCCGACCCCGACCCCGACCACGACCACGCGCGACUCGUCCCGCGCGGGCACCUGGAGGCGGCGGGCGGGGCGCUGCGGGGCGCAUGCUCGCGGCUCACACUAGCUCGCUGGGAGCCGGCGGCCGCUCGGGCGAGCGCGGGGGCAGGGCCCAGGCCCGCGCCUGCGCCAGGUUUGGUGGCGCUGCGCGAGGAGUGACCAGCAGCAGCAGGAGCAAUGGAGAUGCAGUCCUACUACACCAAGCUCCUGGGGGAGCUCAAUGAGCAACGGAAGAGGGACUUUUUCUGCGACUGCAGCAUUAUUGUGGAAGGCAGGAUCUUUAAAGCACACAAGAACAUUUUGUUUGCCAACAGCGGCUACUUCCGAGCCUUACUGAUUCACUACAUUCAAGACAGCGGACGACACAGCACUGCUUCUUUGGACAUUGUUACUUCAGAGGCCUUCUCCAUCAUUUUAGACUUCCUUUAUUCAGGGAAGCUGGACCUCUGUGGGGAAAAUGUUAUCGAGGUCAUGUCUGCAGCUAGCUACCUGCAGAUGACUGAUGUGGUUAACUUCUGCAAAACGUACAUCAGGUCAUCUCUAGAUAUCUGCAGGAAAAUAGAGAGAGAGGCUGCUUUCUAUCAGGCUGAUAGUGGAAGCUCCAGUUCUGCCAGAGAAGGCACCUCUUAUGGUACAAAGAACCAGUGCUCGGCCUCUGUCUCUUCUCUGCAAGAAAAGGAAAGGCUUUCAGAUUGUCAGAGAGAUCCUCCCUGCGGUGAAUGCAGCAGCUGCCACCCCUUGGAACUUGUGGUGAGAGACCCCGUGAGCAGCGACUCCCCUGACGACCUUAAUUCUUCGCUGCCCAAAGGGGUGGAACCCAAAGUAGAGUUUGACUCGGAUGAAGUGGAAGUGGAAGUGGGUGAACGACUACAGCAGUAUCCAACUCCACUGUCUCUCGAGCAGAUGGAAGAAGGGCUGCACAGCGGUCAGGCCGUGGACCUGGCCUGCAAUAACUAUCAUAUGAAGCAGUUCCUGGAGGCUCUGCUGCGCAAUAGCACCGCUCAGAGAAAAGACGAUGUAGUCCAUCACUUUGUUCGGGGCUUUGAGGGUAGGCCAGAGGAUGCAGGGGUGGCCAUGAGUUCCAUGAUGGACAUUCACAGCGACUGGUACGGUGAGGAUACAGGUGAUGUGUUAGUUGUGCCAAUCAAGCUCCACAAAUGCCCAUUCUGUCCCUACACGGCUAAGCAGAAGGGAAUACUAAAACGGCACAUCCGCUCCCACACUGGCGAGAGACCCUAUCCCUGUGAGACGUGUGGCAAGCGCUUCACCCGGCAGGAGCACCUUCGGAGUCAUGCUCUAAGUGUGCAUCGAUCAAACAAGCCAAUUAUCUGCAAAGGUUGCAGAAGAACGUUUACAAGUAGCCUGUCGCAGGGAUUACGACGUUUUGGCUUAUGUGACAGCUGCACUUGUGUAACCACUACACAUGAGGAUUCCAUGCCUAUUAACCUCAGUUUGAUGGAACCAUCAUCAGAAAGUCAAGAAAAGGGUGAUACGGACAAUGACUGGCCCAUAUAUGUGGAAUCUGGUGAGGAAAAUGAUCCAGCUGAUGAUGACGAUGGUGAUGGUGAUGAUAAACAAGAAAUCCACAGGAGUUUAUCAGACCGGGAAGCACUUAUGUAGCAACAAAAGGAAGGUGGAAGGAUUUAAAGUAUCAUCCCCAAGAUUUGUCAUGUUGCAGCAGAAAACUGCAGAUUUAUGCAGUUCUUUCAAGUGUUUUAUUAGUAGAUUCCAUUUUUGAUAAAACACGAGAGAAGAAUUGAAUUUUGGAUUUUUUUUUAAGGUUCCAGUGCUGUGCACUAGCAUUCUGAGGGAAGUUUCCUGUCCUGGCUAAACAGAGGCUGGGUUCCUCGCAAUCUCCACUUGUGCUUCUACAGCCUGGCUAUGGGGAAAAGAAUGUUUUUUUAAUAGAUGAAAUAUCUCCAUGUUUGUUUGAUACUAAGUUUCCUCCCAUAAUGCUGCCACGGCCCCCACUGCUGAUCUCAAAGGGGAGGUAUCAUCUAGGAAAAAAAAUACAUUUCAUCAUUAACUUUGGACUUCUCUAAACUACUUUGCCAUUUUCCCAGCUCAGUUAUGACAGCCCUAUGUGUAGAUCCUACUAGUUUAUUUAACCUUAAGUUUAGAAUAGCAUGUGAGCUGGAAAGCAGGGUAAACAACCAAGAUAACAAGACCUGUGCUACAGAUGGAAGUAUAUUCAGGAAAGAAUCUUCACAUAUGCUUAUUUACAUGCGUUUCAGAGAGCAAGCCAAUUUUCUGGGCAGCUUUUCUUUUGCUCCAUCUCCUUGCUGGAGAGCAACAGAACUUGAGCUGUGGAUCUUCAAGUCUGUCUUGAAUGCUAUUAGAUUUGGAUUAAAAACUAUCAAGAGUGACUCACGAUCAUGGAAAAUAUCAUGUCAGCUAACAAGCACUAGUCUCAAGCAAGAUUAAGUGCACUAUCUUCCUGUUUUCAUCCUUUUAAAGUAGAAGUUAUGACCUUAGUAGACUAGAAACGUGGUAACUUUGAGAAUUCCAUUUAUAGUAGUUUAAAUAAUUAGAUCUGAUGCUAAUAUAACUAAGGCAAUUCCAAAGAAAAAUCUGAACUACACACUAAAUAUUCCUGUAAACUACACUUAAAGCAGUCAAGCAAAUAUCUAUGUGAAAUUUGCUAUAGCCUCCCCAUAUGCAAAUCCUUUUCUUUUCCUUGUGUGUGUGUGUAUGUGAGAGAGUUUUUUUUUCCCUCCUUAGUCUUUGGUGAUUGCCAUGAUGGUUUACAUUGUCUAUUGAAUUCAUCCAAGUGCUCUCUAAAAUUCCAGCUUGGACCCUGCAUUCUCCCUGUAGGUUAGGUGCAAAUCGAUUUGUGAAGGUGAUGAGGUCACUAUAAUCAGUUUACCUCUCCAGUAGUGAAUUGCUAUAAAUUAUAGAAAUUAAGCUGGGAAACUUGGAGUGGGGGGAGCUCAUGGAUAAGCUACUUCUAAACUUGCUACUAAUGAGAAGACAAUGUUGGAGGAUUCUAUGAAGUGAAAGUGCAUGUUCUACAUAGAUGGCCCUUUCUUACUAUCUUGUUCAUAAGUGUUUAGUGAAAAGGUAUAUUGUACAGGAGUUUCAUUCUGGAUCAAAUGUUAGAACAGAAGAUUGAAGCCAGAUGUCGGUGUUAAAAGAAGAUUGUCUCACUUAAAGAAAAUGUUACUUUUAUAUUUUAAGGGAAGCUAUUGCAUUGGGAAAAUGGAAUAGAACAUUUCUAUAUAAAAAAGCAGCUAAUUUAAUUUAAUCUAGUUAUUUUCUGUCUACUUUGUGCUUUUAUUUCAAAGAUUGAAUAAGAACAUUGUACCCUGCAAUUCAGCUUCUCUAUCUGCUCCAUCCUAUAGUGAAGCAAUAAUUCUGUUAUGUCACACUUUUUAUUUUGAAGUGAUUAUGGUAUCACAAAUGUAGCAUUAUGACUGCAUUGCAAAAUCAAGUAGGAUGAGAAAAGAAAAAAAAAAAAGCUUUUGUUUAAACAGGUCACUUUAAUUAUUUAGUGAAGUAGUGAGAAAUUAAAAAAAAACAAGUGAAAGAUAAAUAGACCUAUUUAAUAAAUCUCCCUAGAAUCAACAUUUCUUUAAAUGCUACCUUCUCUGACUAUGUGUGCAUCUCUGUCUGGGUUUAUGUUGUCUGAUUUAAAUUGAGUGGUGCAAAAUACUAAAGGAAUGUUGUUUGUAAACAGAUUUUGUUACAAAUCCUCCUAAAUAAUUAUUUCAAAUAAUUUGUAAAUUGAUGUUAGAGAUAUCUGAACAGAUGUAUCACAGUUGUACCAACAAGACAAUUAGUACUAGGCUAGAUUUUUCAAAAGAACUUGGCACCCAGCAGACACUUAAAUAAAGCAGUGAGAUUUUUCAAAAGCAUCCUAAACGGUUUCUAUUAGGUGCCUUUAUGGGAUCUAAGCUGUCUUAAAAAUCCUACUCUAUUUUUAGGUGCCAAGCACUUUUGAGAAUCUCACCCUCCAGGUGGGUUUUUAAAUCACUUAAGUCACUUUGGAAAAUUCUGCCUAUAGUCCUAUAGGGCUUAUCUCUUUAAUUACUUCUUUAUUUCUGCUUAGUCAACCUAGCUUCAUAGUGGUAUUUUCUGAGAUUUGAUUGUCAGAUAAGGGAAGGACGUUUAUGUGUGCAGAUGUUUGAAAAGAAAUCCUCAUACGUAGGACUGUUGAGGGCUAUAUUGUAUAAUGAAUGUGGGAUAGGAAUGUAAAUAGUGACUCUAACUGUUAAUGAAUAGGCAAUCUGAUCUUUAUGGUCAAUCUGACAGAGAGAUGCCACCUCCUUGUAAAUAUUUUAGAGGCCAUUAAACUUGGAAUAUCAGUUGAAUAUGGUACUGGCUGGUGAGCUAUGAUUGAGCUUUCUGGUGAUUAAACUAAUUAAAGAAAGCUGCAUGGCUGUGGCGAGACAUGUGCUAGUGAACUCUGAAAUUGUGAAGACCUCCAAAGGAGGAAAUUCAUUGCUCUUGUGAAGGUCUGUAUAUCCAAAUUUAAGAGGUGACCUUCAACAAUUCUAUUUCAGCCUGUUUUCUUUGGUCUAGAGAUUUUUCUUGUGUGUCUCGUGCAUAGAGAAUGGACCUGUAUUAGCUUUUGUGUAAUGUGGGGGGAAAGAGGGUGGGUGGGAAAGACAUUCAAUUCACAUUCCAUUUGAAAGUAACCACCAAAAUUGCUAUUUCCUGUUCUGUCAUAUUGUGCUGCUUUGUUUUUCAGUGGGUCCUUGCUUCAGCCUUUGUAUUUAGUAGAAAAAGAUGUACUUAAUUCACUUUCUUGUGAUAGAUGUUCAUGUAAAUCUGUUUUCUGUGCUUCCCACCCGGUAUCAUGAUGUUUCCCUGAAAUCUUCCUUUGAGAACUCAGCCUUUGCAAGCUUUGAGGAAAUGAUCUAUCUGUUCUAAAAAAAAUAUUCAUAUGGUGCUUAAUGAAGACUCAAACGACUGUUUUUAGGUGUCUAGUUUCUAAUGUGAUCUUUUUUCUCUUUUUAAAAGGUCAUGGAAACUACAUAUCUUAAACUUUUUCAUAAUUCCUGAUGUAUUCCUGUAAUUCCUGAUCCAUUCCUGAUCUUUGUUCAGGAAUGGAUAUCUUAAUUUAUUUUUGCAUAUAAUUGCACUGUUUUUCACUGAAGAAAUGCAUGCUGCAAUGAUAUCAAUAGUGCAUUUCACUUCCUGGUGCAAGACCUGAUUUUAACCUUAAAAAUAGUAAUCUUCCAAAAUUGAAUAACUUUGUUUGUUCGAUAUUUGAAAGCAAUUUGAUAGCUGGAGUCUGAACCUAGUCUACCUUUUAAUUAACCGAAACUCCUGUAAGAUGAACCUUGUUUACAUAGGUGAACUCACUACAUUAUUGGAUACUGAAGCAAUCUAAAAGUUAUUGGCCCUUUCUAGAAAUAAACCUUUUUGAGGUAGUGAUUCUUGUAUUUUACAAAACAUACACAAAUUGACUGCAUAAAUUGUUGAAAUUUGAAGUUAAGGCUUUUACUCCAUUUUUAAUUUCUGGAAAUUCAAUCCAUUUGUUGCUGACAAUGGACAAUGUAUAAACAAAAAUCCAAAUUUUAGUGGGAAGCAAAUAAAAGUCUAAUCAGUAGCAAAAGUAUAAUCGGGUAUCACUCCUAACUGAAUGUCCUUACCUAUUUUUAUGGUUUUGCUAUCAUUCUUUUUUCUUUUUUUUUGUCUUUUCCCCUCCCCUAUGGCAGUGUGAGGGGUGGGCAGCAUGCUGCCAAAAAAGCAGUGAAACUGGCUACACGGAAAGUGGUGUCAUAUGCAUAUCAUAAACUCGGAGCGAGAGAGAGAGAUUUUUUCCCUUUAUCUCCCCCAGUGGUGACAAAAUUGUACGUUACAAAAAUAACAACAGUACAUUUAAGAAAAUCCAAAACAAGUAUUAUUUUAAAUUUGUUUAUAUUAAGUGAACAUUUAAGAAAUACACUUUACUUUUCACUAGUUUUCUUUUUGCAUUUCUUCCAUGUCAAGACUGAAUGUGUUAUAUUAUGGGUCUUAAUGCUACAGCAUUGGAGUUUCAAACAUCACAUAGGAAUUGCGCACAUAUUUAAAUGAACCAUUAUCAUUUGCUAACAGGUGGAAACAUAUUUGUUGGCUAUACACUGCGUAAAAGUUUGUCUGUUUUCACAGGGCUAAAAUUUGGGGUUAAACCUAAAAGUUGAUAAUAUACUUCUGCACUAUGGCAUGCAUAAUUUUAUUUUGUGGGUUGUUUUCCUUCUUCACCUUUCUAGAAAGUGGAAAAUACAAUAUAAUGCAGUAUGAACAAUACAAGUUCAAUGAAGAUUCAGGUUCCGGUUCUGGAACUUUCAAGUUUAGACUUUCCGUGCGUGUGGAAUUGUUAAAAAUCUUUUAAAGACUUCAGCUGUUCUUAAAGGAAAAUUGGUAGUUAGGGAAAUGUAGUCAUGAUAUUGUCACUGGCUCUCCCAUGUACAGAUUGUAGUAGGAUUCAGGCCACCACUAUGGUGGUGUUGUUACUAUUGCCAAGGCAAACUUGAACAUUCUUUAGUUAGGAAAGCUCCUGACAAUGACUAAAGCAAGUACUUCUCUUUAAAAUUAAACUUCUAUUUUAAAUCGGUGUAAGCACGGUCACAAAUUAAGUAUGACAGUUACAGUACAUAGUUAUUUAAACACCAUUCCAAAAUAGAGAAGCAGUAUUCCACAUUCAAAACUAUAGAUCUGCAAAACCAUUUGCAGAACAGUUUCUAUUUAAAAUUAGAAUUACCAAAAUAUGUGAGUUUAGGUUUCUUACAUACCUGUAGCUAAUAGUCCUACAAAGACUUAAAUACAUGCUUAAUUGAGUGGCUGUAUGCAACAUGGAACUAAUCAUGCAUGAAGUUAAGCAUGAUUGUAUUUUUUUUGUAUGUUUUGUAUUUUUUUGGAACACUAGGGGCCAGAUCAGAAAUAGUCCUUCAGGUAGUUUUGAACAGUAAGAUUUAGUUUGUAUUGAAAUUUCAGUUACUUAUGUACCUCUGAAAUUUAAGUUUAUUAUGUGAAUGCUAAGUUAAUGUUGGUGUCCUUGAUUGUGCCAAUGAUAUUCAAAUUAUUUUAUUAUUGUUUGAGCCCGAAUAACUAAUAAUGAGGGAGACGAAAUAUACCAUAUACUGUUCAAAUAGUAAUUUUAGAAUGUUUGCUUUAGAAAUGCUCUAUUUUUAUAUAUUUUUUUAAGUUUUAUUGUUGGAGCAGGUAGAUAAUGUUGCUUCUUUUACUGGAUCAACAAAUCAUUUAGAAUAUUUCCAUUUUGAGGACUCAUUAGCUUCUGUAUUAAACUGAGAGACUGUUAAACCAACCAAAAGUUAAGCCAGCACCUAAUAUCAGAAGCUUUUUGACCUGAAAGCACCUAUAUUUGAUUCAGCAAGUACCUUUAAGGUCUUCAAGGCAUGGGUCUCAAAGUCAAUAUACGGUUUAUUUUUAUGGUGCCCAAUAUGAAAUCAGAAUUAUACACUUUAGUGUACUUGCUGAUCCAGUAAAGGCUGUUUUCUGCCUUUCCACUUUUGAAGGCCAGCAUGACAACAAGUAUUUUUUGAAUAUUAGGGUUAAAUCAACUUCUUGAAACAGAUGAGUUGGUUAACUAAACCUGAUGUAUGACAGUAAUAAAUAUGAAGCAUGCUUAGAUACAAAAGAUAAGCAAACAAAUGUGAAGGAAGUUCCUCAGUUAUCCUUACUUUUUCUGUAAGUCUCCAACUUCUGUUAUAUUUUCACUGUUUCAAAUAGUACUUUCGGUUGAAUAAACAGUUAAAAACAGGAGAGAAACGUGACUCUUUAAAAAUGUCUUGGUAUUGUUAUUAUUAUGUAAUAGCAAGGUAAGAUACAGUUUUAAAAAAAUGAAAUACUAAGGCAGCCCUUUCUCUUGAGAGAGAAGGAACUGACAUCUAAUCGAUUAUCCCCUGGUUGCAUAAGCAUUUAGGGACAAUAGUUUUAUGUGGAACACUAGUCUCACUGUGCAACUCUAACGCUAGGAUCUUUUCAAUGUCUGACAAAAGAUUACUGCACAGUAUUUAAACCUUUCAUUGUGCAAUAGGAGAAGAAGUGCUAGCCAGGCAGACCUUUGGAGAUCUUAAUACUGGAAAUGUUCCAGUGGUCACUAAUGGGAAAGCAGCACUGACAUUUUAUCAUUAGCUGAUAGGUUUCCAAGUGUAUGUGUCCCUCUGAUACUAUUGUGUGUGUGUGUGUGUGCGUACGUGUGUGUGUGCGCGUGUGUGUAUCAGGGUGGCUGAUUUAGAAGUUAAUUAAACCAAAGUUGAGAAUUUGUGUAUACCACCAACAUAUAGCAGCAAUUUACCCUUUUUAAGGGGUGGGAAACAAAUCUUUAAGUGCUUUUUUGUAACUUUUUUUCUACAGUGGUGCAUUACUGAAUUUGUCUUUAUUGUAUGUUAAAUUGUAUAUGUAUUAUAUGUUUAUAUUGUUGUAUGUAGUCCAGUUCUUUUAUAGUUAAAGAACAGAAAACUCAAAUAUCUAACAAUAAAAAAUGUGGCAUGUUUUUA
Molecule: messenger RNA, 10574 nt
Organism: Alligator mississippiensis (American alligator)
Lineage: Eukaryota; Metazoa; Chordata; Crocodylia; Alligatoridae
Gene: ZBTB8B
Product: zinc finger and BTB domain containing 8B
Exons: 4
Coding region: 2305-3747 (480 amino acids)
Biological process (GO): regulation of transcription by RNA polymerase II
Molecular function (GO): DNA-binding transcription factor activity, RNA polymerase II-specific; protein binding; RNA polymerase II cis-regulatory region sequence-specific DNA binding
Source: RefSeq, a predicted model, not a curated record